This is a messenger RNA of Papaver somniferum (opium poppy), 1056 nucleotides long. RefSeq lists its product as uncharacterized. The coding region runs from base 1 to 1056 and encodes 351 amino acids. The record is from RefSeq and is a predicted model, not a curated record. The transcript is spliced from 3 exons. NCBI's taxonomy places the organism in Eukaryota, Viridiplantae, Streptophyta, Magnoliopsida, Ranunculales, Papaveraceae.
AUGGCUCAACCACAAGGUUUUGUGGAUCCUGAAUUUCCAGAUUUUGUUUGUCACUUAAAGAAAAGUUUAUAUGGUUUCAAACAAGCACCAAGAGCUUGUUUUGAGAGGUUUAGUAAUUUUUUGGUCAAAUUUGGUUUUACAAGAUCAGUGAGUGAUUAUUCAAUGUUCAUCUAUACUUGUUCCUCUGAAAUGAUGAUACUUCUUUUAUAUGUUGAUGACGUUAUUCUUACUUUGAAUUCUGAUGUUGCUAUGGAUAAGCUAGUUCAAUCUUUAAGUGUUGAGUUUGCUACGAAACAAUUAGGGGAUCUGAGUUAUUUUUUGGGUAUUGAAGCUCACAGAAAUGAAAAUUCUUUGGUUCUUACACAAAAGAAAUAUACUUUAGAAUUACUUAAAAAGGAAAAUAUGCUUGACUGCAAACCUUGUUCUACACCUGUAGUUAAGGAAUCCAGAGCUUCUAUCUAUGAUGGUGUUUUGUUAGAAAAUGCAGCUGAAUAUAAGACAAUAGUAGGUAAUCUUCAGUGUUUAACAAAUACUAGACCAGAUAUUGCUUUUGGAGUUAAUUAUGUGUCACAAUUCAUGCAUGCACCAACUGAUGUUCAUUAUCAUUUAAUUAAAAGAAUUUUGAGAUAUUUGAAGGGUACUGUUGGAGUUAGAAUUACUCCACACAAAGGUGAUAUCUCCACAAUAAGAGCUUAUACAGAUUCUGAUCGGUAUGGAUGCCCAGAUACAAGAAGUAAGAAACAACCCACUGUUGCUAGGUCUUCUGCUGAAGCAGAAUAUAAAUGUUUCUCUGUUACUGCAUCUGAGUUAGAAUGGCUAUCUAAUGUGUUUAAGGAAUUGCAAAUCUCAGUUCAACUUCCAAUGCAAAUGUUUUGUGAUAACACUUCAUCCCAGGACCCAGCAUAUAGAAGUUCAGCAUCAUAUUCUUCAAGUGCUGAUGUUGAUGUAUCUGAGUGUCAGAAUUCUUCAUGUACUGCUGAUGAAGAAGAACUCUCCUCUGACAAUGAAGCUGUUUUGUUUUCUGGACUUGCUCUUCGUUCUUCUAUUAUGUUUUAA